Molecule: messenger RNA, 2080 nt
Organism: Brassica rapa (field mustard)
Lineage: Eukaryota; Viridiplantae; Streptophyta; Magnoliopsida; Brassicales; Brassicaceae
Product: ubiquitin carboxyl-terminal hydrolase 10
Biological process (GO): protein deubiquitination
Molecular function (GO): cysteine-type deubiquitinase activity
Source: RefSeq, a predicted model, not a curated record
UUUUUUUGGAAUAGUAAUUAAGGGUCAAAAGAUUAAGAUUUAGAAUACAUAAUUUUGGAUUUAGAAAAAUGAAGUUUUACAUGAUAAAAUAUUAAGUUAAAAUAUUUAUCUAUAUGAUUAAAUGUAUUAUUCAUUAAGAAUAAUUUAGUUUUUUUAAAUUUUUAAAUAAAAUUUCUACUCUUAGUUUUUGACUAGAGUUGGGCCUAUGAACGAAUUCGAGUUUAGAAACUGUCCUUUACGGGCUUUUUUGAUGGAUUAUGGAUUAUGUCUUGACUAAAAGAUAUUUAUAAGAAAUUAAAAACGAAAAUUCAAGAGUUUUCGCUCUACUUUCUUCGUAUUUCUCUCUCUCUCGCGCGUAAAUAUAAAUACAAAUGAAAAUCCUUUUCUUCUUCUUCUUCUGAAAAAAAAUCAAGACUUCUUCUUUCUUCUCUGGUGUAACAUACUCGGAUCCUCACAACUCAUCUUUCGAAGAUGACGAUCCCUCCUACAAAUGAAAACGCUUCUCGUCUCCCCCAUGAAGAGCAACGCAUCGUCUCGGAGCUGGCUACCAACUCUAACGAACCAGACUCCUUCUUCGCCGUCUCCAAAAUGUCUUCCUUACUUCCAAAUCUUGAUUCCCGCUUAGAAACAACAACACUCUUGUUUGACUCAACGUUGUGCAUUUGCAGGUGGUACGCAAGCUGGCGGAGGUACGUUAAUACGCCUCUGGGAGGAGGAGCUCCGAGGCCUGGACCGAUCGAUAACAGUGACAUCAUCGAAACCGAUCCAUAUCUUGGUAGACCAUCGCUGGCUAAAGAGAAAGCUUACGUUCUUGUUACUCAACUAGUUUGGAAUACUCUUCUUGAAUGGUAUAGCGGAGGUCCUCCAAUACCAAGAACCUUCAUCUACCUUUACCUGUCAGAUUCAAGAGAUAACGAUGGUGAUGAUCAUAAUGAAGUUAGUGAUAUACGGUUGCCAAAAGAGGCCUCUAUAAGGGAGCUUUAUGAUAUGGUUUGUGCUAAGACAGUAGUCUCUCUAGAAAAGGCUCACAUCAGGGAUUACUACGAUAUGAGGAAAGGCCAAUUCUUGGAUCCUUUAUCUAACAAGAGCCUUGAAGAGUCUGGUCUUGUCACAAACCAAGAUAUUCUUCUUGAAGUUGAUGAGCGAGGUCUAGCAGGACUGGUUAAUCUGGGAAACACCUGCUAUAUGAACAGCGCUGUUCAGUGUUUGGCGCACACGCCUCCCAUAGCUGAAUACUUCUUGCGAAAUUACACUCAUCAGGGCGAGCUUGCUAAGGCGUUUGGUAAGCUGUUGACGGAGUUAUGGUCUUCAGGGACUAAUUAUGUUGUGCCGAGCGUUUUCAAGACGAAAGUGGAUAAAGCUGCUCCACAGUUUACUGGUCACUAUCAACACGAUUCUCAUGAACUGCUUCUUGCCUUGUUAACUGGACUGCAUCAAGAGUCUGACAUAGUCAACGUCUUCCAAGGUCAAUGCAAGUCAAGUCUGGUUUGUCCAGUUUGUGGGGAAACAGCAAACACCUAUGAACCCUUCACGUCCUUGUCUUUACCAUUGCCUUCAACACCUACUUGGUCAAUCUCUCUGCUUUCUUGUUUGGAUGAAUAUUUAGCACAAGAGCCUCUAGGACCGGAUAACAUGUGGCUUUGUCCGCAAUGCAAAGAGCAGAGGCAAGCAAACAAGAAGCUUGACCUGUGGAAGCUGCCGGAGAUUCUCGUGUUCCAGUUAAAACGGUUCAAGACUAGCAAAUACUUCGUGAAGAAGAUAGAUACCUUUGUGGAUUUCCCAGUUGACGAGCUAGACUUGAGCAAGUACGUGGACAAAGGCGAGUCAUGCUUGUAUGAGCUGUAUGCAGUGUGCAACCAUGACGGUGGGAUUGGUCUUGGCCACUACACUGCCUACGCUAAGAUGAUUGAUGAUGACAACGAGUGGUACUGUUAUGAUGACAGUCUUGUUUCACCCGUACACGAAUCCGAGAUCGUAAGCUCAGCGGCCUAUCUUCUUUUCUACCGAAAAAGAGUUGGAAGUGAUAUGGAUUUGUCAUAAUCAUGGGGUUGCUGCAUUUGAUUUAGAGAUGCAUUGGUCU